GGAACGUGACGUCAUCGCGUACAGCGGGACGUCUCGGAGAAGAUAAACAAAAUAGGAAGGAAGCCUUCGGCCAUACAAUCGCGGCAAAAACGGUUCAAAAAUUAGCUGGCGAGCUACAGUUAGCAGCUCCAUGUGCCAUUUAUUGCUUAAAGCUUCACUAUUCAGCGUUCACAAUCAUGGACGAGGGGAUAAUAUUUCGUAUGAGUGCAUUUUCCGAGCAAGGGGGGAGGAAAUACAUGGAGGACGUGGUCGAGAUACGAAUCGAGUACGAGCCGACGCCGUCGCCAGUCGAAGACUAUCCGAAGCCGCAGGGACAUGGAGGACAGGGGAAAGCGGACAGUGAGCCUACAAAACAGCCUGGAAAAGAGACACACGACCAUAACGUCGCUGCCGAGUCCGGCCCAGCCUCCGCGAUGUGGGUAGAGAGUCUAUCAAAUGAGGACAACAACACACCGGCAUCGGAGGGGAAAGUCGCAAAGCAUGCAGUCGACACCCGCAAGUCUGUGGCGUUUUUCGCUGUUUUCGAUGGCCACGGGGGUCGAGAAGCGGCACAUUUCGCGAGAGACAAUCUGUGGGAUUUAUUGAAAAAGCAGCGGGGGUUUUGGUCGAAGGAUCACAGCGAAGUGUGUGCCGCUCUUAAGAAAGGUUUCAUCGCCUGUCACCAUGCGAUGUGGAAAGAGCUCCCGGAGUGGCCAAAGACUAUUACCGGCCUGCCCAGUACAUCAGGCACCACAGCCAGUGUGAUUGUGAUCCGCGGGGUCCACAUGUAUGUCGCCCAUGUAGGGGAUUCAGCUGUGGUGGUUGGAGUGCAGGAAAACGACUCUGAUAUCACGCUCCAGGCGCUUGAAAUAACACAAGACCAUAAACCUGAACUUCCCAAAGAAAAAGAAAGGAUUGAACGACUGGGUGGCAGUGUCAUGAAAAAAUCUGGAGUAAACCGUGUUGUGUGGAAGAGGCCCAGGCUGACCCAUAACGGCCCUGUGAGGAGGAGUACAGUCAUUGACCAGAUCCCCUUCCUGGCUGUGGCCCGAUCCCUCGGUGAUCUGUGGAGCUACGACUUCUACAGCGGGGAGUUUGUGGUUUCUCCAGAGCCCGAUACCACCAUGAUGACCCUUGACCCCAGCCGGCAUCGCUACAUCAUCCUCGGCAGUGACGGCCUGUGGAAUAUGAUGCCGCCCAAGAAUGCAGUCAAUAUGUGUUCCAGCCACGACAAAAUGGUGGGACCAAAGGGAAUGUCUUGCGCCCGCCGGCUGGGAUGUACAGCCCUUCUGUUUUGGAAAGAACGCAUGCUCCGUGCAGACAACACAACAGUUAUCGUCCUGGCCCUUCAGGAGCGCGGAGGCCCACCUGUCCCUAUGCAUCGAGAUGAGAUUGUUGUUGACAUGUCUACAGGAAUGGACCAUGUUCCCUUCCCAGGAACUGCUUAUAACACGUGUGUGGUCCCACAGGAGGAGCAUGAUGAGGAUGAGGAUGACAUGUUUUUUGAAGAAGAUGAGAUAUUUGAAGAAGAUCAUGAGGGAUGGCCAUGCCUGGAGUGGUAGUGAGCAGGGUGAUUCAGCAAGUGCUCCCUCCCCACUCAGAGAAAGUUCCACAGCUCUGGAGCAGGCCUUUGGGCUGUAUGAAGCAGCUUUCAGUGCCACCGCACAGCUCUUACCUGACUCUGACUCUGUGAGGGCCACUCUGCCCGCCUCAGACGCUUCAGCAAACGAUUUCGAAAAGCAAGACUCUGCAACCCAGCUGGACUGCGCUGCUCCGGCUCCUCCCUUUAAAAGGCCUCGCCGUUCUCCGCACACACAUGCUGAGCUAAGAGGUUGCCCUCGUCGUCUUGGCCGGUCCUCCAACAAAAGUUUCCCCCAGGAGAUGCCGGAUGGCAAUGUACAAAGGGAACAUUCCAGUCAAACUCACGGCCAAAAGAGAAGCUCCUCUGAGGAAAGCAGUGUCCUACCACAGCACCAAAACUCCCCCUUGUGCAUGUGCUGAUUCUUGUCUCAGAGAAACUGUGUUUGGGGGGCCAAUUCCUAGAUGUAUACUUUUUAUAAAAAAAAGUCUUUGUUUUUGUAAAUAUGUGAGAAAUUUGAGAUUGUAAAUGUGUUGCUGUUUUAACCUUUUUCUUCCUUGUCUUCUUCCUGCCCUUUCUUUAAAAUUGAGUGUUCGCAGAAAUUUUAAAAAUCCAUUCAAUCUACACAAUCUAUUUUCAUACGUAAAAGUAUGUAUAGUAUAUCCAAAAGAUGUAUUUUCAGGAUGGAUAACUACAAUCUGAGAUAACAUCGGUUCACCAAAAUUGUGACACGUGCGAUCUUCCAGUUUAGAUUUCUAACGAAUGGUUUUACUGUUUUAGAUUGAUUUUACUUGGAUGCCAUAACAUCCCAGUCUUUCAUUCAUUGGAGUUAAUACCUCAGACCAGAUGAAAUGUGCUACUCUGACAUGUUAGGUUUUUGUUUUUUUUAUCAGGUUCAAUAGAAGCCCCUGUUAGUGGUGAUGCUGUAGCGUGCAAAAUAAUGGAAAUAUUUGAAAAUGGUCUGAGGUAUUUAUAAGGAUAUUGAUUUUAAAUAUGUUACUUAUUUUGUGUACCAGUGGCUAAUUAUGUACUGUCAUGAUCACAAUUGCUACUCAGCUAAUUGGUGUAUCUUAUGCAUAACUUGUGAGGAGGCGUUAAAGGGUCUUUUCACCCAAAUUUGGAAAAAUAUUCUCUCAUUUUGCCUAGUGGUAUCUCUAUCCAUGUACAUAAUGUGUGAUUGCAGUGAACUGACCCUUUGAUGGUACUUUGAUGGACAGUUUUAUUCUUUGCUGGAGAGAUCCAUCUUCAUUUUUUAUUUAAACAACGGGUUUUGGUACUGUAAUUAGGUGCUGAUGUGAAAGCCAAGAUCAAUACCUGUGCCUCACUGGAAGAUGGUUUUGAGUUUGCUUUCUCCUUGACUUUUGUUUUUAUAACACCCAAUUUAUUUUAAGUGUCCACUUGGCACUAACACCAUUCCAACAGCCUUUUCUAUUUGUUUUCAUAAUCUUGUAUCCUUAUGUGUGGUCUGCUCCCAUAACUUGUGUUUUAAUCUGCACAUAAAACACCUUAUGGUACGAGCGCAGGAAGUGCCCGUUUCAUGUGUGUGUGUGUGUGUGUUGUGAAUUUGUAGCUUGUGUUAACAUGGCAGCUCAGUUACUGUUUAAGCUGAUUUAUUUGCCUUCCUUUUUCCAUAAAAACGUAAUGGUCGCCUUAGCACAGAUGAGUCAAAGGUGCUAUUCACAGGGUUUCAUAUUUGGGACUCAAACUGAUGAGAAUCUCUAGGAUAUCUUAAUGUAAGUAUGGCUGUGGCCCAGUGUGUCAUGCUACCAUCUGCACUACAGCAUACAAAACCUGGUUCAUUUUUUUUUUGUUUCUGGUACAGUUUGUUGAUUUUGUACAGCACGUCAAUAUGCAAUAGUAGUUUGUACAGUACGUUAUUAUGCAAAAUUAUCGGGUUCUUCAGGAGUCUGGCAUGCUGGGAUCUACUCUGUAUGUUGUGAAGUGUCCAGAGGUAAUGGAUGUUAAUGGGCAUGUGUUUUUUGUUUUUGACUAUGAUAAUACUUUGUGUCUGGCUUCAUGUCCACUGCAACCAGUUUUCAGGACUAACUGUAUAAGCUACAUGCGUUGAAAGUGACUGGAUAUACAGCGUCUGUGUGUUGUAAUAAAGUUCUCAUUUUUCAAAUC
Messenger RNA from Anoplopoma fimbria (sablefish), 3682 nucleotides. Its product is annotated as protein phosphatase 1D-like. The transcript has 7 exons. The coding region runs from base 177 to 1541 and encodes 454 amino acids. Gene Ontology annotation, molecular function: protein serine/threonine phosphatase activity; cation binding; mitogen-activated protein kinase binding. The record is from RefSeq and is a predicted model, not a curated record. Gene Ontology annotation, cellular component: nucleus; cytosol. NCBI's taxonomy places the organism in Eukaryota, Metazoa, Chordata, Actinopteri, Perciformes, Anoplopomatidae. Gene Ontology annotation, biological process: protein dephosphorylation.